AUGGCAUAUGCAGAAACCUUCCUUGUCAUAGCAGCAAUAAUCCUUCCUUCGAUACUUGUUUCCUCUCUCCCUGUUGGCUCUGAACACGGAGAGUUCCUGGCUCUGGAUCUUGGAGGGACCAACUUCUGUGUGCUCCGUGUGAGAGUAACGGACAAUGAGCUCCAGAAUGUUGAGAUGGAGAACCAGAUCUACGCCAUCCCUGAGGACAUCAUGUGAGGCUGUGGCACUCAGCUAUUUGACCACAGUGCUGAAUGCCUGGCCAACUUCAUGGAUAAGCCCCAAAUUAAAGACAAGAAGCUCCCAUUGGGCUUUACCUUCUCAUUCACCUGCCACCAGAGUAAACUAGAUGAAAGUUUCCUGGUCUCAUGGACCAAGGGCUUCAAGUCCAGUGGUGUGAAAGAAAACGUGGUGGCUCUGAUCUGGAAGGCCAUCCAGCAGAGAGGGGACUUUGAUAUUGACAUUGUGGCUGUGGUGAAUGACAUGAUUGGGAUCAUGAUGACUUGUGGUUAUGAUGACCACUGUGAGAUUGGUCUCAUUGUGGGCACUGGCAGCAAUGCCUGCUACAUGGAGGAAAUGUGCCACAUCGACAUUGUGGAGGGCGAUGAGGGGCGGAUGUGUAUCAACAUGGAGUGGGGGGCCUUUGGGGACGAUGGCGUGCUCAAUGACAUCUGCACGGAGUUUGACCGAGAGAUGGACAUGGGCUCACUGAACCCUGGGAAGCAACUGUUUGAGAAGAUGAUCAGUGGGAUGUACAUGGGGGAGCUGGUAAGGCUCAUCCUAGUGAAGAUGGCCAAGGAAGAGCUGCUGUUCCAGGGGAAGCUCAGCCCAGAACUGCUCACCACAGGCAGCUUUGAAACCAAAGAUGUCUCAGAUAUUGAAGAGUAUUUUGCCAAGCGUCUUCACAAGGCUGUAAGUCGGCUGUUGGCUGAUUGCGUCAUUCACUUCCUCGGCUCUGAGGGUGGCAGCAACAAAGGGGCAGCCAUGGUGACUGCGGUGGCUUACCGACUGGCUGAUCAACAAAGAGCCCACCAGAAGACCCUGGAGCCUCUAAAACUGAGCCAUGAGCAAUUUCUGGAGGUCAAGAGAAGGAUGAAGCUUCAAAUGGAGCAAGGUCUGAACAAGGAGACACACUCCAUCUCCCCUGUGAAGAUGCUGCCCACCUACAUGUGUGAUACCCCCGAUGGCAUAGGUCUUGAGUUUGACCUGGACGUGGUGGCUAUGGUUAAUGACACAGUUGGAACUAUGAUGACCUGUGGCUAUGAAGACCCUCACUGUGAGGUUGGCCUCAUUGUUGGCAUGGGUAGCAAUGCCUGCUACAAGGAGGAGAUGUGCAACGUGGAGCUGGUGGAUGGAGAAGAGGGGCAGAUGUGCGUCAACAUAGAGUGGGGGGGGCUUUAGGGCAAUGGAUGCCUGGACGACUUCCGCAUGAAAUUUGACAAGGCUGUGGAUGAUCUUUCGCUCAACCUGGGCAAACAGAGGAGCAAAUCCUUUCUUCCUCCCCCAGCCAUCCAGCGUCAAGCACCCUCUCUUGCCAGAACUGCUCAAGGGCCAGCAUCACAAAGCUCCAUGAGUGGUGGUGGUGGUGGUUGGUUUUGCCAAAUCAUGCAUGAGACUGUGAAGGACCUGGCCCCCAAAUGUGAAGUGUCCUUCCUGGAGUCAGAGGACGGCAGUGGGAAGGGGGCUGUGCUCAUCACUGCCGUGUCCUGUCGCACCCGUGAGCUUGUAUUGGAUAACAUCAUUUUCCUCUAUGCCAAGAAGGAGGAAUGGAAGAAGGCUGAAGAACAACUCGCACUGGCCACCAACAUGAAGUCUGAGGCCAGACACUCCUUGUCAGUACAAGGCGAUGGAAAGUGUUUGGCUGUGCUGGAUGACAUCCCUGGCUGGAUCAGCUUUCUGUCCUUCACUUGGGAUGCUCAAGGGUGCUGCAGUUCACACAGUUGA
This is a messenger RNA of Ictidomys tridecemlineatus (thirteen-lined ground squirrel), 1941 nucleotides long. The record is from RefSeq and is a predicted model, not a curated record. NCBI's taxonomy places the organism in Eukaryota, Metazoa, Chordata, Mammalia, Rodentia, Sciuridae.